AUGUACAAGGUCGUGAGGAUCGAGGGCUUCGCCGUGCAGCUUUACCAGCCGGGGGAAACAAAGACAGCGACUUAUGUCCUGAGCCCGACGGGUGCCAGCCUGAAUUUGGCGCACCUCCCCCGGGAGCAGCGCAUCUGCCUGGAGCUCGACCUCGGCCUGCCCUCGAAGCCCAGCGAGGUUCAGCUCCUUCGAUCGCAGGUAAAGCAGCUGAUGCAAGCGGGAGAAGCCCUGGCUGCAGAGGACGCGCGGCUCAAGGCCCUGCUAAUCCCGGCCGAGCUCGGAGAAGCCGCCGGGCUCAUGGAAGAGGCCCUGAAAGUCGAGUAUGGCCAGCUUUUCCUCCGGCGGCUGCUGCACGAGCAGGGGAUCGCUCUCGCGGACGAGCCGGCGCUGGAUGAGGAUGAGCUUAGGCGGCUGCGACUCCUCGAAGAUGCCCUCCCGGUGGAGCCCCUGGCGGCCCAGCGGCUGGCCGCAGCGGAGCUGGCGGAGAAGCGGAGGCAGCGACGGGAGCCAGGCUUUUUGAGCAUCUUCUUCGGGCAGAUGUGCUGCGCCGCGGCGCCCGGCGUCCGUGUGGGCGUUGAGGAUCUCCAAGACGCCACGGAGUUCGAAUCCGUGGAGGCCCCACAGAACAUCCUCGCAGAGGUUCAUUUUGGGGACUUGGCCGUGCGCCUUGUCGACGACUCUAAGGAGGACCAGGAGGAUGCGGAGUUGCUGCGGCUCUUCGUCCACAGCACGGCGCUGACUGCGACCGUGGCCACGGGCCUCGACUACCGCGGCAAGUCCUCGGCCAACCUGAAGGUGGCAGGUCGCCUUGGUGGUGUGGAGGCCACGCACUUGAACCAGGAUGUGAUUAAGAUCCUGGAUGCCGGAGCCGAGGGUGCUGGCGCAGCCAAGUUUGCUCUGGAGAACAAGCUUGAGGAGACCUGCAACGUACUGUCCGUCCUAUUUCACACGGCGCCCCUGGAGGUGUUCUUCAUCCCCAGCAUGGUGCCCAAGCUUCUGGAUUUCGUGGCACCGCCCCCUGCGGCAGCAGCUGCAGAGCCGUCGCCGAAAGUGGCAAAGACACCGAAGACGCCGAUGUCGGGCGUCGGCUCCCCAAAAAGCAUUCUCGGCCAGGAGGCCUCCCCAAAGAUGCAGGGAGCAGUGCAGCAGCUCUUGGGCAAAGAGGGCGACGUCGGGCAGUAUGCGGACGCCGCCUAUGACCGGGUUCCCGACCAGGUGCACUUCGAUGUCCGCCUGGCUUCUCCGAAGAUCCACCUGCCCGUGCGGGACAUCGGCAAGGUGGUGGUGAACCUCGGUUCCCUCACGCUGUUGACGCCGGAAGUCUGCUCCAUGAAGGCGGUGAGGCUCGGUGUUGCCUUAGAGGACACCAUGCUGAUGGUGGCGACCAAGCGGGAAGAGUUCAACGUGAUCUCGCCCUUGCCCAUCGACAUCCAGCUCAACCACAAGGAGGAUGACGACGCCUUGAAGGCAGAGGUGAAGUUGACCACCGGAGACCUCAUCCUCACAGCAGCUCCGCAGGCAGUGAGUGUUCUCGCGGCCCUCCCGGACGUCUUCGCUGAGCUCGCGCCCCCAAGCCAGGAGGCAGCUGCCGAGAAGCUGCAGGAGGUUGUCGAGGAGGCUGCGGAUGCCGCGCAGGGCCAGGGGGCCGGUGCCCUCGCGAGCUCUGUUGGCCAGUCGGAGGCCAUGCAGGCCGCCACCAAGCGCGCCAAGGAGCUCACCGAGAAGAGGCUGCAGCUGGACGUCACGGCGCAGCUGGGCAAGCUCGAAGUGGCGGUCCUGGACAUGCUGCACCCGGUCGUGACGCUGCAGUGCCAAGUCAUGGGGCCCGGGAUUCAGCUGUGCCACGACAGCCUCCUGACCGGCCAGGACAUGUCGACGAGCGUGAAGCUCGACAACCUGGCGCUCAAGGCCUUCGCCAAGUGCCCGCGGUCCCAUGAGUGGGAGCCCCUCUUGGAGCCCUUCCACAUUGGGGCCUCUGUGCAGCUCCAGUCCAUGUCCAAGACAUCCUCGGCUUUGGCUACCAAAGUGUCCGUCAGCGCGCACAAGCCCCUGCUGCUGAACGUUGCGGCGCCCUCACUGUCGAGGCUCGCGCAGCUCGGCCCCGUCUACGCGGCCAGCAUCGAGCGGAAGAGCGACACCGGGUCUUCGCGGUACAGCGUCGUCAACCUCUUCGGGCAGCCGAUGGUGUUGGAGUUCCAUUGCCCCAGCGGGCUCGUCUGCAAAGAGAUUCCGCCCACUGGCGAGAAGGUAUGCCUCGAGGAUGAAAUCUUCCUGCACAGGGCCAGCGAGGUCGCGGUGCGCCUCAAAGAGGGCGCGAGCACGGAGAGCUCGAGGCCUCUCUCCAUCGAGUGCACGGAAACGGCGCUGGUGCCCGGCAGCUUCUGUGUCGCAGAGAUGCGCGCGCCGGAGCCAGGAGCCCGGAUGCUCCUCUUGGCCUCACCGCUGCGUCUGCACAACACCUGCGAUGUCCCACUGCAGCUCUCCUUCCCCGGCCAGAAGGCCAAGCCAACGGGAACCUUCACCUGCCAAGCAUCAGUGCUGGGCCAUCAAGCUCCGAGCUACCGCGUUGAGAGCCAUCUGCCGGCGAGUGGAGAACACCAAGACCGCGUGGUGGCGAUCAUGCCCAAUGAGAUCUUUGCUGUUCCAGAGCCCCUGCUGCGGCAAGAGGCCGGGCAUGUUGCCGCGACCGUUCGGGGACGAUUCGGCUUGGGAGACGACUUCGAGUGGAGCCACCCCUUCGAGCUGUCCUCCAAGUCCAUCCUCAACUCCUCGGAGUUGGAGGAUUUCAUCCUCUCCUGCGCCAAGUCGAAGGGCUCAGAGCUGCCCACGCUGCUGGCUGCACGGCCACAGGCCCAUGACCUGAAGGACUCGCCGGUCCCCAAGCCUCGCUUCCGCAACUUGCGGACGGACAUGCUGCUGGAGGACGCCAUUGCUCCGACCAAGACGCAGAAGAAGAGCGCCCCCUGCUGUGGGGGAGCACCGAAGGUUUCGGAACCCGAGGAGGCAGCGCCAGAGGAGGAGGACGCUGCGCACAUGUCUGGGCGCUUCUGGCAAAGCGGCAAGCUGCACGAUCUGGGGAAUGUGACCAUGCUGGUCCUCCGCCCCAUGCUCUCGCUCCUGAACGCCCUCCCCGAAGCGUCGCUGUCGGUGGCGUAUCGCACCCGAUCCAAGGCCAUGAUCCGAACCGGCGUCCUGCGCGAUAUGACGGAGUGGCAGGAGGUGACCAUUCCCAGCAUGGCCUGCGUAAACAUCUACGACCUCAGCCUGAACGCAUUGACGGCGGGGGCAGAGGUGAAGUCACGUUUGGGCGAUUCGAGUGUGGCUUGGUCCUCGCCAGUGGUGCUGCGCCCCGCGGCGUUGCGCUACGAAGCGGAGAUGCUGGAGAUGGAUGUGCGCCAGACGGCUUCAGGCGCGGCUUGCGGCCUGGUCGCCCAACCCAUGGGAGACGGCCGCUUGAGGAUCUCCUGCCCACGCAUCUUCACGCACCGGCUGGACCUGGGCCUCGACGAGGUUGAGGUGCUGUAUCGCGGCGAGCGUCUUCCCUCCAUGGCCGGGCUGACUAUGCUGCCCCACAACUGCGAGACGAAGAAGUGUGAGGUGGUGGUCAAGCGGCCGGGAGCAGAAGCGGUGAAGAACAGCCUCGUGAUUCCGGCGAGUUUCGACACAGUGGACUGGAAGACGCCCUCUGGAACCGAGUACUACUGCGUUCAAUGCGAGGACAUGGCCUCAUCCGGCCUCAUGGGCGCAAGCUGCAAGGUCGCGGUCCUGCGACCCCGCCUGGUGGUGACGAACGACUCUGACCACGACAUGGAGCUCUUGUCCCCGGACGGACACGUGGUGAUACUAGCGGCCAAGGAGUCUCGUCCAUCUCACUGGCAUGUGCCCGUCAAUGCCAAGGGCGCCCCGGAGUUAAAGCUGCGGCCAGCCGGAGGCGCUGGCAAGAUCGGCUGGUCCCCAGCCAUUCCCUGCUGUGAGCAGGCAGCCGGCUCUUCCUCCAUGCUCCUUACGGCGACAGAGGAGACGGCCUUGCCCCUGGUGUGGACGGCCUCGCUUGCCCCUAGCAGCGGGGCAUUCGCCAUCGUGUUGAAGUCUGGCUCCACCUGCCGCGCCGUAAACCGGGCCUCGAAGGCCGAAAUGACGGUGGCUCCUGGGGAUGCGAAGGCGAACACGGUUCCCACCUCUGUGCGGGGUGGAAAGGGCGAGGUGCCCAUCGGCUGGGUGAACCCCUUCGUCAAAGAGAAGGCCUCGCUGCGCGUGUGCGUCGAUGGAGAAGAGAUCGUGAUCAAGGACGUCGGGCGCAAGGCAGAGAUCCAGCUCAAGGCCCAGAAGCUGAAGCUGUCCGUGUCGCGAGUGGGCGAGAACACCGUGGUGGCGCUGGAUGAAAUGUUCUCCUUGGGCGUCAUUGAGAGGGCAGCCAGUGAGCCUUCGGUGGGUUCGAAAGAGGAGUCGGUGCUCGAGGUCGCCCUGGAGCUUGGCCAGAUUGGGGUGUCCCUUGUGGACGACUUGCCCCAUGCCCGUGAGCUCAUCUUCCUCCACAUCGGCGACAUCAACGUGAAGUACGUCCAGAACAUCGAUGCCGACUCCGAGCAGUUGCGAUUCGUGGUCGGCGAGAUCCAGGGCAUUUGCCAGCUGCCGGAUCGCAUGGAUGGCUCCAUGCUGACCAAGAAGCAUCAGCAUAAAGCCGGGGUGCUUCGCCAGGAGCAGCCCGCUGUUAUCUUGGCCAACCAUGGCGACAAGGGGACGCACUUUUUGGAUAUCCAGAUCACGCGCGAAGCAACUUCUUCUCAGGACCUUGUCUUGCCCAAGGCCGAGGUCCUCAUGGACAAGCUGGAUGUGACGGUUGACAACGACUGGCUCGCCCCGCUCCUGAGCUGGCUGCAGAGGGCCAUCCCGCAGGAAGCCAUUGACGUGGGCUUGCAGUGGGACGAGGUGAAAGCGCGUGCCGGAAGGGCCAUCGUGGCUGAGGGCUACACUCCGCCUGCUGUGCCCGCAAUCGUGUCAGUUGAGAAGCUGAAGCUAUCGGAGAUCAACCUCACCGUGUGGUGCAGACUGCCGGUCUCCAGCCUCGACUUCCUGCCGGCGCCCGUGCGUGCGGUGCUGCGCGUGGUUUCCGUGGGCAGCAACUUCACCCUGAACGGCGCAGGCAUCCGUCUGCCCGAGAAGCAGCUUCCUUCUUAUCGAGGGGCCGUGGAGGACUAUGCCAUCAAGAUUGGCCUUGAGUAUGCGUCUUCGCUGAUGCAGAUCGUGCUGUCGCUGCUGGGUAAGAGCUCUCUUCUCAACGGCGGCGCGAUUCCUUUGGCCAUGGGCGGCACGGCCGUUUCCAUGGUGACCGACGGAGUGGGCACGACCAUCCGGGGAGGCGCCGGAAUGCUGCAGCAUCUGGCCAUGGAUGAGGGCUACGUCCAACAGCAGCAGAUCCACCAGGAGAUGAAGGAGAUCAACGGUGCCGUGGAUGGCCUGAAGGAGGCUGGCAAGUCCCUUGCCACCGGCAUGGAGGGAGCACUGGACAUAUUCCGCAAACCGGUGGAAGGUGCCAAAGAGGAGGGAGUACGCGGCUUCGCCAAGGGCGUGGGCACGGGAAUCGCAGGUACGGUGAUCAAGCCCAUCGUCGGUGUUGGACAGGCAACUUCUGACAUCAUCACUGGCAUCUCCGCAGUGGCCACCAUGGACUCCACCGCGAAGCGCCGCCGUCGCGAGCGCUGCCGACGGCGUGGACCUCGCAUGCUCUUCGGCAAGUAUGGCACCAUGCGUUCUUGGAGCCACACCCACUCAGAAAUCUCGCAGCAGCUGGGGACCAUCGCAGAGGGGAUCCAGGAGAUCAUACCGCUGGCAUCAGAUGGCUUCCAUGCCAGCGUGCUGCUUCUGUACAGCGACAAGCUCCUCCUGACCAAGGUGAAGCUCCACCCUCUCAAUGCCGCCAGCCGCCAGGGCAGUGAUCUGAGCUGCGACAAGGCCUUCACCCACACUGACGCCGGUCCUGACGACCGAUCCAAUCGGCACCGCCUCAGACGUAUUGACCGCGAGUUCCCAGAGCUGCUCGCGCCCUUGGAGGAGGUGCUGACCAGGGCCCAGACAAGCGUCGACGUUCUGACGGAGUGCCCGCCCGGCGUCAGCGAAAUGGCCCGUGGCUUGUCCUUUGCGGAGAUGCAGACCGCGGAGCUGGAUGAAAAUGGGGAGCUGGUCCUGACCGACUCCUCGGGCAACCGCUUCGAGCUGCCUCUGAGGAUGGAGCCUGAGAUAAAGGAGGCUUUGGUGCAAGGCCUCCAAGGGGCGUGCGGAGGCCGCGGUGACUGGACCAGACUGGGGGCAUCCUGGCGGCCGGAGGAGCAGGUGCACGAGGCAUCGAUCCGGCCGAAGCAGAAGGGAAACGAGCUGCUGCACUUGGAGGUUUGA
Messenger RNA from Symbiodinium natans, 6393 nucleotides. NCBI's taxonomy places the organism in Eukaryota, Dinophyceae, Suessiales, Symbiodiniaceae. The record is from the annotation of a GenBank genome assembly.